This is a messenger RNA of Dermacentor andersoni, 1133 nucleotides long. The record is from RefSeq and is a predicted model, not a curated record. NCBI's taxonomy places the organism in Eukaryota, Metazoa, Arthropoda, Arachnida, Ixodida, Ixodidae.
AUGGUGAAAUACGUCGGUCAGUAUUUCCCGUCACGUCGUGACCUGGCUGUUGAGGUCAGCGCGCACAGGGGAGCAAAGAUUGAGCACUUGCUUCCAAUGAUUGUCAACAAGCUAGGAAGCUUUGACGUUGUCAUUGUGCACGUCGGCACUAACAACACUGUUGAACCUGUGGACGUGUACAUAGACAAGUACCGUCGCUUAGCUCGUGACAUAAUUGCAAGCAAUCCCAUGGCGCAGGUUGCGUUUUCUGCCAUUCUCCCUCGCGGGCAGAAUGAGUACCGCAUGCGCGAAGCACAGUCGCCUAAGUUACGCCGCAUGAACGAAAGGUACAAAGAGGUGAACGCUGCGCUGCAGGAGCUGUGUCAGGAGCAGGACAUCCACUUCAUGGGUGGCUUGGUUGAAGAUUGGGCAAGCUGCCUUGCCAGGGAUGGUGUGCACCCGAGCCGCCACGGAAACCGGCUGUUGGCAGACUACUUCUACAGGGAGGCCCGCAUCCUGGCUGCCACUGUGGAGAGGGGCCGAAUCCUGCACAACUACAAGGACAGGCAGUCGCCAUCUUCCUGGAGUGGCUGGGCAGAACCACCUGCAGCACCUGCCUUCAGCAGUGCCGACUUUCCUCCCCUUGAAGCUAACUUUAUUUCUCCUGCAGCAAGCAAGCCAUCUUGGGUGAAGCCAAGAACACCGGCGCAGGGUCCUGGCUUUGCUCUCGUUGGCGGUGUUCGCGUUCGCCGCAAGGGCAGCAAGACCUGGUGCACCUGGGACUGCCUGCCUUCACCCAUGACCCAUGGUUCAAGGGUACCGAGAAGGGGAAAGGCUGAGGUGAGGCUUCAAGGCCAUGUUCCUUCUGCUAAGCCAGUGAGCCUCAGCCGAGGUGCUAGCACCACUUGUUCCAGGGUCAUGGGAGGAGUCAUACAGGCAAGUCCUUCUCCUCACUUAUCCACAGAGAGCGUGGCUGAGGCAGGACACAAUUCCCAUGGUGUGAGGAAUGAAAACCCACCACUUUAAGGUGCCAUGAAAGAGCAGCUGCUGCUUCAAUCUUCAAGAGGUCUGCCAAAUACAGCUAUGCAUUUGCACUGAGAAAAUGUUACUUAGCUCUUUCAGAUUGUUCAAAUAAAGUGGUUUAUCAACAGAAC